Teleopsis dalmanni is the source of this 1698-nucleotide messenger RNA. RefSeq names its product disintegrin and metalloproteinase domain-containing protein 10-like. The transcript has 5 exons. Gene Ontology annotation, biological process: Notch signaling pathway; membrane protein ectodomain proteolysis. The annotation marks the transcript as partial. NCBI's taxonomy places the organism in Eukaryota, Metazoa, Arthropoda, Insecta, Diptera, Diopsidae. The record is from RefSeq and is a predicted model, not a curated record. Gene Ontology annotation, cellular component: plasma membrane. Gene Ontology annotation, molecular function: metalloendopeptidase activity.
UUCCAGCACUACCGCGGUUCAUUGAAGUCCUUGAAUACUGGCAUAGUUACGCUGCUCAAUUACGGGAAACAUGUGCCACCCGCUGUAUCUCAUGUAACGCUGGCACAUGAAAUCGGACACAAUUUCGGUUCACCCCAUGAUCCCGAGCAGUGCACUCCUGGUGGAGAAGACGGCAACUACAUAAUGUUUGCUCGUGCCACUUCAGGAGAUAAGAAGAACAAUAAUAAAUUCUCGCCUUGUUCGCUAAAAUCCAUUGAGCCGGUACUGAACGCUAAAGCACGCAGCGCUAAAGGUUGCUUCACAGAACCUCAAACAUCGAUUUGUGGUAACGGCGUUGUGGAGCCAGGCGAACAGUGUGAUUGCGGUUGGGAAGAGGAUUGUAAGGAUGCUUGCUGCUUCCCCAUGUCGCGACACCCUCGAAUUGAUGAGAAACCUUGCACAUUAACACCGCGUGCCAUGUGCAGUCCAUCACAAGGACCCUGCUGUACUACAGAUUGUAAACUGAAGUUUGGCGAUAAGUGUCGUGAUGAUAACGGUUGCCGCGAUCCGAGCUUUUGCGACGGGCGCAUGCCACAAUGUCCACCCUCGGUUAAUAAACCCAACAAAACCAUUUGCAAUAAAGAAUUCGUUUGCUACAUGGGUGACUGCACGGGCAGUAUAUGUUUGGCUUAUGGCCUCGAGUCAUGCCAAUGCAUACCAGGACCAAAGGAUGAUAAAAUCAAGUCAUGUGAAUUGUGUUGCAAGCUUCCUGGUGAAGACAAUCCGUGCCGCAGUUCGUUCGAAUGGAAUGAGCCACCGUUUGAUGUGCCUGACAUGUACGCGAAACCAGGCACACCCUGCAACGAUUAUAAUGGUUAUUGCGACGUCUUCCAGAAAUGUCGUGAAGUUGAUCCUUCCGGACCGUUGGCUACACUGCGGAAACUGCUCUUAUCUGAAGAGAGUAUUGCUACAUUCAAAAAGUGGAUUCUGCAGAACUGGUAUACGGUGGCAUUGGCAGCAAUCGGCGUCUUUAUACUGCUGGUACUAAGCACCAAGCUCCUGGCGAAGCGCUCCAAUCUGAAACUAAAAUCAGUGACAAUUAUCCACAGCGCCACAACCGAAACAGUACGUCUGCCAGACGACAACAACGGCGUUAUCGUGCAUACAGCUGUCCGCACAAAGGUGCCUCUCAAGAAGAAGGUGCGCGGCGAACGCAGCAGCAAGAGCGCUGGUAAGAAAGCAGCUACGAAUGGCAAAGUAGGUGUGAAGUCCACCCAUGCAAGCGGAAAUCGUGUAGCGGCUAAAACGAUUGCACCUGCAGCAGAAGCAAAUGUUGAGGUAAAGAAACCGGUACGGGCGAAAAAGAAUCGUUUUACUGGCGGUGCCACAACUGCAGCAACGCAUAUGUCCAAUAGACUAAUCACAAAUCCUAUAACAUCCAAUUCGGAAAAAGUGGCCAAUGAUGCUAAAAAACUGAAAAAGUUCAAGAAACACAACAAGGAAAUAAUUGAUUACUCAGCCCGCAAUGCUCAAAAUACAGCUGGCGCAUCUGGUGCCCACACCAACACGUUUGGCAAAGUUCCCAAACCAAACCAACCUAAACUGCGCCAAGACAAGCGAAUACAUACGGAGCCAGGUGAUGCCGCUGGCCAAGCAGCCGUCAGAUGCGAAGCAGCAACUAACGCCACAACAACUGAGGCUGAGGGUGUAAAUCAAUAG